Fomitopsis serialis is the source of this 536-nucleotide messenger RNA. RefSeq lists its product as uncharacterized. The coding region runs from base 54 to 332 and encodes 92 amino acids. Lineage: Eukaryota; Fungi; Basidiomycota; Agaricomycetes; Polyporales; Fomitopsidaceae. The record is from RefSeq and is a predicted model, not a curated record. The transcript has 2 exons.
CGACUACGCGACUCGCAACGCUCACUAUUACCAGCUCUCAGCUCGCCACCAUCAUGAGUUUGUUAGCUCUGAACGACGAUAUCCUCCGUACCAUCGCCGAAAUGCUUUCCGCCACGCAAUGCAUCCCUCUCUCGUCGGUGUCUCGCGAUCUACAUGCAAUCGCACGGCAGUACGUGUUCGCGUCGAUCACUGUUCAGCGCAUGGAACAUAUCAUCCCGAUGCACGACCACCUCAUCCAUAACAUCGACAAUCGCCGGAUCUGGCCCCGGGAAUUGAUUAUCCACGACCUGAGGGUAAUGCCCCCGCGGCCGCAGCUAUCGAUGCGGUGGUAGGCAUCCUCGAGCACGCCCGGGACUUGAAAUUUCUGGGACUCUACGAUUGCGAGAGGCUGAUUCACCUCGAUGCACGGGUCGGAGAGCAUUUGGCCGCACUGGCAAAUCUCUCGGAAAUCCGCCUGUAUCAAAUCGGGACCAAAACGCUCGAUGUCCUGCGCAAAUUGCUCCAACAGACCUUGCUCGAGUACCAGCGCUUGACAA